CUCAUCCCAAAUCAUCUACUAUCUGCAUUACCCCUUCUAGAGCUGUUGGCGUUUUCCCCAAUGACUGCGUACGACGAAAUCGCAGAGGUCGAGGCCGACGACGAGUGCAGAGCUUGGUUGGUUAAGGUUCUUAGCGCGAAGGAAGAAAUUGUAGCCUUCGUAUCGAGCCGCCGUCCAGGAUGUCCUGAAGGGGAAUUUGAUGGGUAUCUGAGGGGCUCCUUCAACUUCUGUAUCUCCGUCCGCUUUAACGAUGGAGGACCAAAGGCCAUCAUCCGGUUCCCAAAACCAGGCCACACAUUCACCACUCGACGAGAGGAGAAGGUAAAGAGCGAGGUCCAAGUCUUAGAAUAUUUGAGAGAAAAGACGAAACUCCCCGUACCUCGCGUAACCAGCUGGGGUUUGACGAACGAAAGUCCCAGAAAUCUUGGUCCCUUUAUUAUCAUGGAUCGUAUCGAUGGUACUUCGCUCACAACCCUCUUGAAGCAGCCCGUCCAGUCUGAGGAGGACGAGGUCAUUCUGAGGGAUGAUAUAGACGAUGCCAAACUGGACUACGUCUACGAACAGCUGGCGGAAUUUAUGAUUGAACUUUCUCGGCUGGGCUUCGACGCCAUUGGAGCCAUAGCUAAGAACUCGGACACGAAUAAGUGGCUGGCAACUGAGAGGCCGUUUACUUACAAUAUGAACGAAAUGGCGGUGACCGUCUCAAAUUAUCCUGUGGACACUUUUCCCACCGCGCCGUUCCGGACCACUAGAGAGUACCUCGAAUACCAAUCCGAUGAAAACCUUACUCACCUUCGCAUACAACGUAAUCUUGCAAGUGGUCCAGAAAAUGCCAAGAGGAGGUACAUUGCACGCCACCGGUUCCGACAGCUCAUUCCGAAAUAUUGCAUGGACAACAACGGUCCUUUCAAACUCUUCUGCGACGACUUGCAGCCUUCAAACAUGCUUGCCGACCCAGAAACUCUUAAAGUCCAUGCAAUACUAGACUGGGAAUUCACGCAUGCGAUGCCAGCACAAUUCUCUCAUGAUCCACCGUGGUGGCUCAUAUUGAAAGGACCAGACACGUGGCUGGAAAAUCAUAGCAUGGAAAAGUUUCUGGCUCGCUACGAACCCAGAUUGGAGCAGUUCCUUCGCGCCUUGGAGCGAAUGCGAGAAUCCUGGAAGAGUGGUCGGUUUUGGUUCGAUUACGGGAUUAGGAAGAGCCUAGAUGUAGAUGAUAUUUACUGGGGUGCGCUUCAUCGAGAAGGAGAUGAUGUGCUCGAUGAGGAACAGCAGAGGGAGAUGGAAGAGUUGGUUGAAACGAAGAUGAAGGACGUGAAAGCAUAUGACAAGGAGUGCAAGGAGAGGGGCUUAUAAGAAAGAGUGAAAGGAACGGCGUGAUGAUUGUGCUUAGUAUCAAGUCGUAUGAUGAGGCUGCGCUACCUCGAGUGGCUGUAAAGCGAAGACGGCUCGUCCUGUCUCC
This is a messenger RNA of Lindgomyces ingoldianus, 1462 nucleotides long. RefSeq names its product phosphotransferase enzyme family protein-like protein. NCBI's taxonomy places the organism in Eukaryota, Fungi, Ascomycota, Dothideomycetes, Pleosporales, Lindgomycetaceae. The coding region runs from base 61 to 1356 and encodes 431 amino acids. The transcript is spliced from 2 exons. The record is from RefSeq and is a predicted model, not a curated record.